Molecule: messenger RNA, 907 nt
Organism: Pseudoliparis swirei
Lineage: Eukaryota; Metazoa; Chordata; Actinopteri; Perciformes; Liparidae
Product: leucine-rich repeat-containing protein 19-like
Exons: 3
Coding region: 1-642 (213 amino acids)
Source: RefSeq, a predicted model, not a curated record
AUGGCAGGAGUCAGGCUGAAAGAGGCAGGAGGCCGGUCCACCAGCCAUGAGGCAUCGCAAAAGAGGCCCAAUGAGGACGCAGAGAUGGGCCGGUGGAGCUGCAUCCUCUUUGUGGUGUUAAUUCUUUGUGGAGCUUUUAUCAGAGAAGCCCAUCAGGCGACUAUAUCAGAUGUUGGGGGACACAAAGGCGCUCAGAGACAUCUUCUUAUUCAAUCAGAAGAUGACAUCAACAGAAACGGUUCUGCUCAUGAACGGGCCGCUCAUCCAGACGAGAGCCCAAAGUCGCAGCAGUGGGGCUAUCUGGCUGCAGGACUGGGCACCGCCCUCACCAUCUCACUCCUCAUCGCGAUGACUGUCAAGUUCCGUCUCUUCCAUCGCUUCUUGGCCAGCUACAGACACUCUCUGCUCCUGGAGGCCGACGGGGUCAGCCAGUACGGCCAGGACGAGCUGCCCUUCCCCCACAAUGAGUUGGGUAGAGUGGGAGGGGUUGGAGGGACUCCAAGAGGGCUGGACGACGAUGACGAUGGUUUCAUCGAGGAUAACUACAUCCAGGCCAGUGAGAAAGAAAGGGCAGAGAGAGGCGAAGAAGAGGAGGAGGAGGAGGAAGACAGCGACGAUGAUCUUCAGUUCACAAAAGCGUGAUUAGAUAGAGGGGGGACUUCAUCAAAAACAGCUGAUUUACAAAUAAGAUAACAUAAAUGAUAGGAAGGAAAUUGUGAUUGACAGUUAACAGAAAAGUGAUUUAUUGAAUUGAUCACUGUCUACAUUUAAUUUUUAAUUUAAAAUAUACUUGUAAAUGUAAUAUUGGUUUCUUGCUGUUCCAAUUGUUUGGCUUUGACUCUUUGUGGAGCACUUUGUAAACAUUGUUUUUAAAGGUGCUAUAUAAAUAAAGUUAUUAUUAUUAUUA